This is a messenger RNA of Tetrapisispora phaffii CBS 4417, 1581 nucleotides long. It is a transcript of the gene NMD3, whose product is annotated as ribosome-binding protein NMD3. Gene Ontology annotation, cellular component: nucleus; cytoplasm. Gene Ontology annotation, molecular function: ribosomal large subunit binding. Gene Ontology annotation, biological process: ribosomal large subunit export from nucleus. The coding region runs from base 1 to 1581 and encodes 526 amino acids. The record is from RefSeq and is a predicted model, not a curated record. The transcript has a single exon. Lineage: Eukaryota; Fungi; Ascomycota; Saccharomycetes; Saccharomycetales; Saccharomycetaceae.
AUGAAUUACACUCCAAUGGAUGAAAGUCAGUUGCAACACCAGCACCAGAACCAAGUUGCUACUGUGUUAUGUUGUAACUGUGGUACCCCAAUAGAUGGGUCUCAAGGUUUGGUUAUGUGUUACGACUGUAUCAAGCUGACUGUUGAUAUUACAGAAGGUAUUCCAAGAGAAGCUAAUGUUUCUUUCUGUAGAAAUUGUGAAAGAUUCUUGCAACCACCAGGACAAUGGAUUAGAGCUGAAUUAGAAUCAAGAGAACUAUUGGCUUUAUGUCUGCGUCGUUUGAAAGGUUUGAAUAAAGUUAGAUUAGUUGAUGCAUCAUUUAUUUGGACCGAACCCCAUUCUAGACGUAUUAGAGUCAAGUUAACCGUCCAAGGUGAAGCUAUGGCUAAUACUAUUAUUCAACAAACUUUUGAAGUCGAAUAUAUUGUUGUUGCUAUGCAAUGUGCUGACUGUGCUAGAUCAUACACGACUAACACCUGGAGAGCUACUGUCCAAAUCAGACAAAAAGUUGCUCACAAAAGAACUUUCUUAUACUUAGAACAAUUGAUUUUGAAACAUAAUGCCCAUAUUGAUACAAUUUCUAUUACUGAAACAAAGGAUGGUCUUGAUUUCUUCUAUUCACAAAAAAAUCAUGCAGCUAAGAUGAUCGAUUUUUUAAACUCCGUUGUUCCAAUUAAAUGUAAGAAAUCUGAAGAAUUAAUAUCUCAAGAUGUACAUACCGGUUCUUCUACAUAUAAAUUCUCGUUCUCUGUUGAAAUUGUACCAGUAUGUAGAGAUGACUUAGUUGUUUUACCAAAGAAGUUAGCUAAGUCUUUAGGUGACAUUUCUCAAUUUGUUUUAUGUUCAAAGAUUUCCAAUUCUGUUCAAUUCUUGGACCCAACCACUUUACAAACAGCUGAUCUAUCUGCUAAUGUUUACUGGAGGACUCCAUUCAAUACAUUAGCAGAUGCAUCUCAACUGGUUGAAUUCAUUGUUUUAGAUGUGGAACCAAUUGGUGUAACUAAAGGUAAAAAAGUUUUGGCUGAUAUAACUGUUGCAAGAGCUACUGACUUAGGUGUAAAUGAUCUAACGUAUUAUACAAGAUCUCAUUUAGGUGCUAUUUGUCAUGCAGGUGAUACAGUUAUGGGUUACUAUGUCGCAAACUCUAAUUACAAUUCUGACCUAUUUGAAACUUUGAAAUUUGAAUAUGUUCCUGAUGUUGUAUUAGUUAAGAAACUAUACCAAAGAAAGAGUAGAAAGAAUAGAAACUGGAAGUUGAAGAGAAUGGCCAAGGAACAUAAGGAUAUCGAAGCCUCUCAAGAUUACAGUUCAAGAGCACAAAAACAAGAUAUUGAACGUGCUGAAAGAGAUUACGAAUUGUUCUUACAAGAAUUAGAAGAAGAUCAAGAAUUAAGACAAACCAUUAAUCUGUAUAAGAGUCAAAAACAAGAACAAGAAGAACAUGAAAUGGAAGAAGAAGAAGAUGCUGAUGCUCCAGCUAUAGACAUCGAUGAAUUGUUAGAUGAAUUAGAUGAAAUGACAUUAGAUGAUAACCAAGGUGACGAAGGCAUGGCAACUAAGGCAAACAUGGAAAGCAUGUGA